Messenger RNA from Anopheles merus, 1908 nucleotides. RefSeq names its product alpha-tocopherol transfer protein-like. The record is from RefSeq and is a predicted model, not a curated record. The coding region runs from base 217 to 1173 and encodes 318 amino acids. The transcript is spliced from 5 exons. Gene Ontology annotation, molecular function: phosphatidylinositol bisphosphate binding. Gene Ontology annotation, cellular component: membrane. Lineage: Eukaryota; Metazoa; Arthropoda; Insecta; Diptera; Culicidae.
CAUCGAUCCGCACUUCUCGCUAGUUGCCGAGACACGUUCGCGGGCGACGGAAGCGACUCUGCCGACGAUUUUCUGCUAUCGACGCUCUGCACACUCUGUGCUGUGAUCUAGUGUGUUGCUGAAUACAGUGAGACGAAUUUCGCUUAUCAUACAGUUGUACAUUAAACAUUCAUUCCCGUUCCCUGACCCCGAAAAGACAUUUAAAUUCCAGCCAAAAUGAGGGUACCAACGAUGCUAUCCGACGUAGAGGAGCUGCCCUCGGUGCAGCUGGGCGACUACGUGCUCCGGUUUGAGCUGGAGGAUCUGACGCCCUUCGGCAAGGAGGUGGCCAAGAAUGAGCUGCGCGAAACGCCCGAAAUUCGUGCCGCCGCCAUCGAGGAGCUGCGCACACUGCUCAAAGAUGUUGAAGACUUGGUAGUGCCGCUAGACAACGAUGACUGGAUGAUCCGGUUCCUGCGUCCGUGCAAAUUCUACGCCAAAAGUGCCUGUGAGCUGAUCCAGCGGUACUACCAGUUCAAGGUAAAACACUUCGACAUGUACAACGAGCUGAUGCCCUCGAAGGAGGCCAACAUCUUCAAGCAAAACAUUCUGGCCGUGUUCCCGAACCGGGAUCAGCUCGGACGGCGUGUGCUGCUGCUGGAGCUGGGCAAAACCUGGAAGCACAAGGAAGUCUCCCUGGACGAGGUGUUCAAGGGCUGCGUCCUGUUCCUGGAGGCGGCUAUGCUCGAGCCCGAAACGCAGGUGCACGGUGCGGUCGUAAUCUUCGACAUGGACGGGCUGACGCUCCAGCAGGCGUGGCAGUUUACGCCACCGUUUGCGAAGAGAAUCGUAGACUGGCUGCAGGACGCGGUGCCGCUGCGCAUCAAGGGCAUACACAUUAUCAAUCAGCCAAAGAUCUUCAACAUGGUGUUCGCACUGUUUAAGCCGAUCUUGCGCGAGAAGCUGCGCAACCGUAUCAUCUUCCACGGCACCGAUCGUGAGUCGCUGUACAAGCACAUCUCGAAGGAGUGUCUGCCGGCGGUCUACGGCGGUACAGUGGACGCACCCCGGGUACAGGGCGAACAGUGGUACGAGCUGCUGCUCAAGUGCGACAACGAGUACAAGGAGAUCAACAACUACGGCUACAUCAAGCAGCUGGAGGAGCAGCGCAACAAAAAGAACAAGAAGAAAUGAUAUGGGUCGCAUGGGAGCACAGGGAAGGUGAUAGGCGUUCGGUACUCUGCGGAGACCCGACGGAGACAGCCAGGUGGCGAUGUUAACUUACAAAAAGGAAAAAAAAGACUCUUACUUCAUCUGCGGCAAAGGCGCCAGCGGGGUUUGCUCGCCAUGUGAUUGCUUACAUAUUCCAUUAACUGCAACGAUUUACCCCACUUCCCCCCCUCCCAAGGCACUUAAGCUCUACUACUACUACUAAAGAACGUUCUCUACACAUUCACACCCCGUGCGGAUCCGGAUAGGAGUUUUAGGUUUAAUGCCGCUAUCGCUACACACGGAAGGGUUUCGGGAUUCACGGGAAGCACAAAAACUGCACACGCGUUAGCUUAGCUAACCGGUCGCUACUACUUAGAAGUCAAAUUGGGUACAAAAAGAUCAGAAUACGGCGCUUGCAAUAUCUAUCAAUUAUUUACCUAGAUAGUGAACAAAUUCUACUAAAACGAAGCAGAAGGCAAAAAAGGUGUGAUACGAUUUUUCCUUUCGAAACAGGCGUGAUAGCUAUAUUUACUUUAGCAGCAGAAGGGCUAAACAGCUUCGUUUGCUUGUACAGUUCUUUGCUGCAUCAUCAUGAGAGAGACUGUGUGCGAAGAGAAAAGUGAACGUAGGUUAAAUUAUCCCACUUUUUUUUAAAAUAUUGUUAUUAAGUAUUGCGGUUAGAGCAAUGGAACAAAUAAAUAGUGUAAAAGGAACUUA